Messenger RNA from Colletotrichum paranaense, 1875 nucleotides. RefSeq lists its product as uncharacterized. Gene Ontology annotation, molecular function: zinc ion binding; DNA-binding transcription factor activity, RNA polymerase II-specific. The transcript has 5 exons. Gene Ontology annotation, biological process: regulation of DNA-templated transcription. The record is from RefSeq and is a predicted model, not a curated record. NCBI's taxonomy places the organism in Eukaryota, Fungi, Ascomycota, Sordariomycetes, Glomerellales, Glomerellaceae. Bases 1 to 1875 code for a protein of 624 amino acids.
AUGGACCCACCGCUGAAGAGGAUGAGGAUGGACAUCGGCCGGGGUUUCCCCGACAUGGGCAUGGCGGCCGUUACUGGCGGAUCGCCUCCUGGCCGCUCCGUCUCCGGCGUCGAUCACGCGCAUGUCGAGCAAGCUGAUCCUAGGAUGCCGAAGCAGAGAACUUGGUCGCGCGCCUCAUCUGCCUGUCAGACGUGCCGUGGCCGCAAGACGAAAUGCGAUAACGAGAGGCCGAUAUGCGGCUAUUGUCAGAGGGUCGGGGCAACUUGCACAUAUAUCGAGGACUCGGCUCCGGCAACGUCACUCCGCGACCUGUCCGGUAACUCAAGCGACUAUCCAGACAGUCCAAUCUUCCAAGGUGGACGUCAAGAUGGUCUCCUGUCUGGGCAAGAUGGAGGUGCCGCGGAUGAGGCCAAGAAGUCCAUUCACCCCUCGUUAUCGGAUACCGCCGGACUGGACUCCGUGCUGGAGUGGCCAAUCUUUCCUAAACCGGUGCCCUUCGCGAUAGACCCCUUCAGCCAUGCUUCCCCACGUGGGGAAGCCUUUUCCCCCAGAUCACCCCCCGCCAUGGAGUUCUACGAGCUAUCCCGGCUGGUAGACUUGUACUUGACCAAUGUUCAUCCCAUGAAUCCCGUCGUCGAUGCUCAAAUGCUGCGACAGAUGUUAAAGCAGGUCGCGGAAAACGGCCCUGACUGGUCGGCAUCUACCUGUAUCGUUGCAUUAUCUUGUGCCCUCGGCGCCAUAUCCCAGAGACCUGGGCAGAGGACGCCAAGCGGAACCCCUCGUGGAUACUCCGUGGAGCCUAACCGUCAUCUGGCGUCAAGGUAUUGGUCAGUCGCCGAGAAACGACUGGGCCUCUCCAUGGGUUCACCUGGAUGGGAGUCAGUACAAUGCUUGUGCCUUGCAGGAAUCUGGCACAUGUACAACAUGGAUCCCUUACAAGCAUGGAAAUGCUUCAGUAUGGCGAGUAACACCUGGUAUACUACUUCGCUCACACACAAACUCACCAUGCCGGCUAAAGCCGAGACGCCUGAAUUCCCCCAGUCACUCUCAAUGGAGCAAAUAUUAUACUUCACUUGCUUCAAAUCUGAGUGUGAGCUGGCGUUUGAGCUGUCUCUCCCCGGUUCCAUCCUCGCCGGUGUAGACUACCCAUACAGUCUGCCCACUCCACCAACACUCGGGGUCAUGAAUCUAGAUAACAAAGUCCUGAUGAUGGAGCAAAGAUCCUGGUACUACUAUUUAGCAGAGAUCUCUGCAAGGCAACUGAUCGAUCGUUUCACUCAGGCCCAAAAGAGGUGCCCUCCCCACCCGACUGAGCACGGCAUUGACCGCAUGCUCGAAGUAUUUGAGGUCUUUGAUGCCCAACUAUCAGAUUGGUACGAGUCGUUGCCGCCGCCAAUAUCAUUCCAAAUACCCACCGGAGACAUCGCUCCUCUGGGUGAUGACCUUUGCCAAAUGCUUCGUGGACGGUACCUGGCGAUGAAGGAGCUUCUGUGCAGACCUUUCGUCCGGUUGGCUUCAACCAUCUCCAUCGCUUUAACGGUAUCAGAACACAUGGUCGCAAGGGUAGCAGAGCUUGCUUCGCGAGGUCUACAGUACUGUUUGUUCAGGAUCCAGGCUACUUCGUCUACACCUCAUCACGGCCUCUGGUUACAACUGAGGGGGUUCGUGACCUGUUCUCUAAUUCUGACGGCCGCAGAGCGGGCACAGAGUAUCCCGUCGUUGAAUAUGCCAACAAAGGUCACGUACCCUCAAAAUUGGAAGCGGACGAUCUUUGCACAAAAGGAAAUUCUUUCUAAUUGUUGGGAGUUUGAGGAAGGAGGCAUAAGCGACUGCGCUAGGGUGUUAGACUGGGCGCUUGCAAAGUUUACGGUCUGA